Molecule: messenger RNA, 410 nt
Organism: Theileria parva strain Muguga
Lineage: Eukaryota; Apicomplexa; Aconoidasida; Piroplasmida; Theileriidae
Exons: 1
Coding region: 44-409 (121 amino acids)
Source: RefSeq, a predicted model, not a curated record
ACCAUCUGUACUAUUUAUUAUAUGUAAGUAUAAAAAUGUAUAAAUGAGUGAUAAGCUGGAAAAGACCGAGAAUUCUGAGGACAACUUGAUAAUAAGAGCAUAUAACGUGCCUUCUGAGUAUACAAUUUCCAAGCUCCAGGAGCUUAUAAAGGAGAACUGUUCGUCUGCUCAGCUGGACCGUGUGAUCCCGCCUGAGCCCUGGGAUGAUCCUGUGGAUACGUGUUGGUUAAUUAUUUGUAAAAACUCUAAAACUUAUAAAUCGCUUUUGGCUUUGGAGGACAUUUGGUUGAAAGUUGAUAAAAACGAUAAGUUGUCUUCUGCAGUUACCUUUUUACCUGGUCACCAAUUUGACCUUCCUCAAAUACCUUCCAAAUCUGAUGAACAGGUCCUUCUCACCCAGUUUCCAUAAG